AUGGCCCCAAAAGGUUUGACGAAGAAUCAGAUGCGGCGGAUGAAGAAGAAGGAGCAAAAGAAAGCACAGGUUUCCGCAACCCCAGAGCCAGACAAGAAGCAAGAGACGACACCAGAUGAGGUCCAAGAAGAAGCUCCUGAGGCUACGUCUGCGCCUGCGAAACCCGAAGAUGACGACGAAGAUAUACUUCAGCCAGAUGUGUCAAUACUGGAUAUCAGCGAGGAUGACCCUAAUUUCGAGAUGUACAAGAAUAUUAUGGAGAAGUUCCGCGCAAAUACAGAAGACGAUGAAGCUGGAAAGCAGGUAGAUGCUGGUGAUAAGGGCGAGGUAUACUACGACGAUGAUGAUGAGAUACCCGACGAGGACGAAGAUGCAGACAAAGAGGCGAAGCUAUCGAAGAAGAAGAGGAAGGAGAGAGACAAGCUCUCGGUCGCAGAAUUGAAGGCGCUCGUGCAGAAGCCAGAGCUCGUGGAAUGGACCGACACAUCCGCAUCGGACCCUCGAUUACUUGUCCAAAUCAAAUCCUACCGAAACAUCGUACCAGUACCAACACAUUGGUCGCUAAAGCGCGAAUACCUCUCCUCGAAGCGUGGUGUGGAAAAGCCGCCUUUCGCGCUCCCAAAAUUCAUCCAGGAUACUGGAAUUGCUGAGAUGCGGGAUGCGGUGCUGGAGAAGCAGAACGAAGCCAGCUUAAAGCAGAAGCAGAGAGAAAGAGUUCAGCCAAAGAUGGGAAAAUUGGAUAUCGAUUACCAAAAGUUGUAUGAAGCCUUCUUCAGGUUCCAAACAAAACCGGAACUAACGCGCUAUGGUGAGGUUUACUACGAGGGUAAGGAGUACGAGACCAACCUACGACAUCUACGUCCUGGGGAGCUGAGUGAAGAUUUAAAAGAGGCUCUGAAUAUACCUCCGGGAGCUCCACCACCAUGGUUAAUCAAUCAACAACGAUUUGGACCACCACCUUCUUACCCUUCUCUCAAGAUUCCUGGACUGAACGCGCCUCCACCGCCUGGUGGUGCUUGGGGAUUCCAUCCAGGUGGAUAUGGAAAGCCUCCUGUUGAUGAGUUUAACCGCCCACUCUAUGGUGGAGACAUUUUUGGUGUUUUACAGCCUCAGGUCAACAAUCAAGCCGGAGAGCCAGUUGAGCGGACAUUAUGGGGCGAGUUACAGGCACCAGAAGACGAAUCAGAGGAUGAGGAGAGCGAAGACGAGGAGGAAGAGGGUGACGAGGAAGAUAUUGGUGCUGGCCUUCAAACACCAAGCGGCUUGGAGACCCCAGGUGGAUUGGAAUCUUCAGUUCCAUCUGAGUAUGCUGGGGAAAUAAGUGUUGGUGGUGACUUUGAUGUCCGAAAGUCAAAACGAGGCACAGAUACAGAGGAGUCUUCUGCACCGAGAUCAGCGUACACGGUCAUCCCAGAGCGACAAAUUCGUGCCGAGGGUUUCUUUGGCGGCGAUCGUGCCUAUGAUGUACGAGGCGCCCAGAAUGCACAUCUACCAGUACUGGGUCAAGAAGACGAUAGCAGGAAGCGGAAGAAGCCAGGAGAUGUUGAUGUUGCGUUAGAUCCAGAUUCUCUACUUUCGGAGGAUGGCAUCAGCAAAGACGAAGUACGACGCAGAUUUGAGGCAUCCAAGAAAGAGGAAAAGGGUGCGUGGGCUUAUGAUGAGGAUCUCAGCGACAUGAUUGCACAGGAGAGCCGAAAGAAACAGAAGCGAGACGAUGAGAAGAGAGGCGAGAAGCGCGAGAGAUCAUAUAGAUUCUAG
Molecule: messenger RNA, 1758 nt
Organism: Cadophora gregata
Lineage: Eukaryota; Fungi; Ascomycota; Leotiomycetes; Helotiales; Ploettnerulaceae
Exons: 2
Coding region: 1-1758 (585 amino acids)
Biological process (GO): mRNA splicing, via spliceosome
Cellular component (GO): U2 snRNP; nucleus; precatalytic spliceosome
Source: RefSeq, a predicted model, not a curated record